Messenger RNA from Closterium sp. Yama58-4, 1272 nucleotides. The record is from the annotation of a GenBank genome assembly. Lineage: Eukaryota; Viridiplantae; Streptophyta; Zygnematophyceae; Desmidiales; Closteriaceae.
AUGGCGGUGCUUAGUACUCGCCUGCGCGCUACUACUCAUAUCUGCUCCGCGGAGCCACAGCCACACGGGCGACACGGCGGUGAUCGGCGCGCUCAAGGAUCUCGACGACACAGUAGCGACGUGUCGCCCGAAAGCAGCUCUGCGGCACCGCCGCCGCCGUCGCCAGCGGCGGAAAAUCCGCUGAAGACGACGAGCGGCGCUAAGCCCAAGGUGGCGACGACCCAAGCGGCGGGGUCGACGUGCAACAUCUACGACGGCUCGUGGGUGCUCGACCGCGCCAACCGCCCCGCCUACGACAUGUCCUCGUGCCCCUUCCUCAAGGACGUGGCUCCCACGACCAACUGCCUCGACCCGAAGAGGAAACUCGACCCCAGCUGGAUGUACUACUCAUGGAAGCCGCGCAACUGUGGAGGGCGCACAAUACGAUUCUCGCCGGCCAAGUUCUUGAUGCGCAUGCGCAACAAGGUGAUCGCGAUGGUGGGCGACUCGCUCAUGUACGAAGGCUUCCUUCCCUCCAUGCUCUGCCAGAUCCACCGAGUGUCGGCGGUGAGCAAGGUGUCGGACGACGCGCUGAGCAAGUUCGUGUGGCGCGUGGCGACGUACAACGUGACGAUCGUCAACUACUGGAGCCCUUUCCUCAUGGCCUACUCCACGCAAAACGACGUGCUGCGCCGCAUCAAAGUCACCAACCCCGGCCUGGGCGACACGGCCGUCAACCUGCACACGUUCGACCCCACGUGGUUCGACAAGGUCGGGCGGUUCGGGCUGGUGCUGUUCCAGUCGUCGACGCACUGGCCGCACGCCAAGACGUGGCUGCGGCGCUUCUUCGUCAAUCGCAAGUGGCAGCUCAUCAAGCCCGAGCCCAACACCGUUCAGGCCUACAAGAUGGCGCUGCGGCGGCUGGCGCGCACGUUCGACGCGAAAAGCGUGAAGCGGUGGCGGCUGCCGCCCAUGUACUUCCUCUCCGCGCCGCCGCGCCUCGCCGGCUGCCAGGGCGCUAAGAACCCCAGCUCUCCGCAGAUGUACUCGUUCUUUGAGCGCAACAACUCGCAGAGCCGCGUGUGGUACCCGUCGCAGGCGAGCGUGUUCCAGGGCAGCCGCACCAUCCGCCUGGUGGACAUCACACACCCCUCGCUCUUCCGCUCAGACGCCAUGAUCGCCGCGCAGCGCAAGCGCUCGCAGGACUGCCUGCACCCCUGCAUGCCUGGCCUGCCCGACACCUGGGUUGACCUUUUCUAUGAAACGUGGCGCCGCGAACACGGCAUUGCGUGA